Conger conger (European conger) is the source of this 1840-nucleotide messenger RNA. RefSeq names its product mitochondrial carnitine/acylcarnitine carrier protein-like. Gene Ontology annotation, molecular function: O-acyl-L-carnitine transmembrane transporter activity. NCBI's taxonomy places the organism in Eukaryota, Metazoa, Chordata, Actinopteri, Anguilliformes, Congridae. Gene Ontology annotation, cellular component: mitochondrial envelope. The record is from RefSeq and is a predicted model, not a curated record. The coding region runs from base 823 to 1593 and encodes 256 amino acids. Gene Ontology annotation, biological process: mitochondrial transport; carnitine transmembrane transport. The transcript is spliced from 6 exons.
UGCUGGGCCUGUACAGAGGCAUGGGAGCUCCCUUGCUAGGUGUGGCCCCCAUGAUGGCGAUAAGUUUCUUUGGCUUUGGUUUGGGGAAGCAGCUCCUGCAGCCAGACCCCAGAACUCCACUCACGUCAGUAUGAACAAACAUAAAGUCAUACGGGUGCCAUUGUGUGUGUGUGUGUGUAUGUGUGAGCAAAGUGCCGUUGCUUCGUGCCAUUGUGUGUUUUGUGUAUGUUUCUGGGUGUGUCUGUGUGUGUGAGAGAAUCUGUUAGUGUGUGUGCCUGGGUGUGUCUGUAUGGGUGUGUGAGAGAGUGUGUUGGUGUGUGUGUCUGUAUGUGUCUCUGUAUGUCUGUGUGUCUGUGUGUGUGUGGUGACUAUCAUGCAAGUCAAUUAGCCACCCUCCUGGCAUGAAUGGGUGUAAUUUCAAUGCACCUGCCUGUAGCUUCUGUUCAUCAUCCGUAAUCCGUAUCCAAUAUCCAACGAAUUAAAGUGCUCUUAAAAUGUCAAGUUACGGUCGGUAUCUGUGUAGUCAAGUCAGUAUCCUAUACUGUAUGUAGGCUUACUGUCUGUAUCAAAAAAUGAAAAACAAUCUCGGCACAUGCCACCUUGUGCGUGUGGUUGAAAAACUGUCACCCGUCAGGACUCAACUAACGAAACCAAAAAAACCACUUCCCUAAAUUCCAUCUUGUUUCCUUAAGUUGGGCGGGACCCACUUUCAAUGGCGAAUAAAAAGCUUGUAUUUUUUACAUCUCAGGCCAAACUACAACUCAUAAAUAGGAAGUUUUUCACAAAUAAUAACAUAAAGCUAUUUUGGCUCCAACAGUGUGUAUGUGUGAAAGAGUGUGUUGGUGUGUGUGCCUGUGUGUGUAUGGGUGUUUCAGAAAGUUUUUGUCUGUGUGUACUUUUGUCUGUUGGUAUGGGUGUGUGUGUGUGUGUGUGUGUGUGUGUCUGUGUCUGUGUCUGUGUUCACACUUGUAUGCUGCAGGAAUACAGAUAACUCACGCUCACUUACUCUCAGGCACCAGCAGAUAUACCUGUCUGGAAUGCUGGCAGGGGUCUUCACUACUGUUAUCGUGGCCCCUGGAGAGAGGAUCAAGUGCUUACUUCAGGCAAGUGCAGUCUUUGUCAGGGCAGCUGAAGUAUGCCGGACCUCUGGACUGUGCUGUGCGGCUGUAUAAGGAACAGGGGAUCCGCAGUGUUUACAAGGGAACAGUCCUGACACUCAUCAGAGAUGUACCUUCUGGUGGUUUCUACUUCCUGACCUAUGAAUAUAUGAAGAAUACUCUGACUCCUGAAGGUCAAAGCGUCACGCAGCUUAGCACUCCCAGAAUCCUCUUGGCUGGCGGUUUGGCAGGCAUUGUGAACUGGGUGGUUGCACUCCCCCCAGAUGUUCUUAAAUCAAACUUCCAGACGGCUGCAGAAGGGCACUACAGGGGUUUGCGGGAUGUUCUUCUGAAACUGAUCCAGGAAGAAGGGCCUGGUGCUCUCUACAAGGGAUUUACCGCCGUCAUGCUCCGUGCAUUCCCUGCCAAUGCGGCCUGCUUUCUGGGAUUUGAGUUAGCUCUGAAGAUUCUCAACUGGUUGGCUCCACACUGGUGACCCCUGGGAUUGGUUGGCUUUAGUCUGGUGACCCCUGGGAUUGGUUUGCCCACUUAAGACAAGAUGACGACCUCUGGGAACUCUGGUAUAAAUUAUAAUUGACUUAUUUACAAUUUGUCUUCAAUUGUUUUGUGCUACGAAUAAUAUGCAUCGACCUGUUGAGAUAUUGUAAUAUUUUUCGGUUUAAAUAUGCAGAAUGUGAGAAUCUCUGAAAGUUUUUGUUAAAAAUAAACGGAAUUAAUACAUA